AUCUCGUACUGUACAUAAGUAAAAAUAUAAAUUAGCAAAACGCUUAACAAUACAUUUCUCAUUAACUCUGUUUCCACGAAAUGACUAUCUUUUAAUCCAGCAUUUGGCCAUCAGAUCAUCAUAUAUUGAACACAAUUUUAACAAUGUUCUAAGCUGUUAAAAUCAAAAGAAGGAACUUCGUCGUCUGGACUACAUUUUGAAAAUUUACAAGGUUACUUGGUACUAAGGUAACCAUGGAUGAUUGUAAAGAAUUCACAAAAGAAAAGCAUGCGAAAUACUUUUUAAGAUGUCUGAAUGCAUUGCCUUCUUCACUUGUAUCUUUGGAUUCCAUAAGGCUGUCAAUAUCAUUCUUUGCCAUAUCUGGUCUUGAUGUGUUGGGACGACUAGAUUUGCUAGAUAAGCACAGAGAGGAAUACAUCAACUGGAUAUACCUUUUCCAAAUAUUACCAAAUCAUGAAGAUGAAAGCCUGGAACGCUGUGGCUUUCGUGGAUCACUGGCUGCCACAUUAGCCCUUGAAAGUCAAAGCUCUAGUCAUGUUGGCAGAAGUGGAAACAUAGGAACAAUUUCCUCGCAUCCCCUAGAUACUUCACAUAUAACAAUGACAUACGCAGCAAUCAAUACCCUUCUUAUUCUUGGUGAUGAUUUGGGACGGUUACAAAGAAAAGGAAUUUUGGCUGGUGUUAAAGCGCUUCAGCUAGAAAAUGGGAGUUUUGCAGCCACACUUGAAGGCAGUGAAAGUGACGUUCGUUUCGUCUACUGUGCUUGUUCCAUUUGCUACAUAUUGCAGGACUGGACAGCUAUUAACAUUGAAACAACCACCAAUUAUAUCGUCAAUUCAAUAAGCUAUGACGGAGCAAUCGGGCAAGACAAAAAUCAAGAAGGACAUGCUGGCCUUACAUUCUGUGGAAUUGCUGCCCUCAGUUUAAUGGGAACUUUGGAUUCCGCCUUAAGUUUAAAGCAGAAAGCAAAACUAGUUCGCUGGCUAGUUUCCCGUCAACAAAGUGGAUUUCAAGGCCGACCGAAUAAGCUUCCAGUUGAUACCUGUUAUUCAUUCUGGAUACCGGCGACUCUGAAAAUUCUUGGAGCCCAUCAAUUUAUCGAUCGCAGAAAGAAUCGCCAAUUUGUGUUGGAUACACAGUGCAACAUCGUAGGAGGACUAUCAAAAUGGAUUGAUCACUCGAGCGAUCCUCUUCACUCAUAUCUGGGUCUUGCCGGGCUAAGCGUUUGUGAAGAAACAGAUUUAGUGGAAAUGAUCCAUCCGGCAUUGAAUGUGACGAUGAGGGCUUUCGAUCACUGGAAGAAAUUAACCAGUGAGGUUUCUCUGAAUUAAACAAAGAUAUCUGGCUAUGCACAAUUUAACGAAACAGAUUUUACAUCUCAUGUUAAUUAUACGCCGUCAUGUAUUCACGAUCCCAACCGAGCUCAAAAAACGUACUUUAAAAUCCA
Molecule: messenger RNA, 1447 nt
Organism: Daphnia carinata
Lineage: Eukaryota; Metazoa; Arthropoda; Branchiopoda; Diplostraca; Daphniidae
Gene: betaggt-I
Product: geranylgeranyl transferase type-1 subunit beta-like
Exons: 8
Coding region: 234-1331 (365 amino acids)
Biological process (GO): protein geranylgeranylation
Cellular component (GO): CAAX-protein geranylgeranyltransferase complex
Molecular function (GO): CAAX-protein geranylgeranyltransferase activity
Source: RefSeq, a predicted model, not a curated record